This is a messenger RNA of Tetrahymena thermophila SB210, 2915 nucleotides long. Its product is annotated as GAF domain protein. Gene Ontology annotation, molecular function: protein binding. The record is from RefSeq and is a predicted model, not a curated record. NCBI's taxonomy places the organism in Eukaryota, Ciliophora, Oligohymenophorea, Hymenostomatida, Tetrahymenidae. The transcript has 5 exons.
CAAAAAUUAAUUAAUUUAUCUAUGAUUGAUAAAAGGAGGAUUUCAAAAAGUUCAAGUCAAAAAUAGCUUCAGACGACAUAACAAAAUAUGAAUAAGCAAUAUAAGAAGUUCAAUGAUCUCAUUUGUUCUUAUAAAUCUCCGAUUCUUAACUGUUUUUCUCCUUAAGAAAACAAAAAUUAAAAAAGGAAAGAAGGAGAUGAUUUCCGAUAAACAAAACUUAAUAGUCUACUGCCUAAUGUGAAUCAUAUAAACACGACAACAUCUUCUUAGAUCUAUAAUUCAAUUGAUAACAGAUUUGAUGAAGAAGAUAAAUAUAACAAUUCGCAAAUUUAAAAUUAUUACGAUGAAGGAUUUUGCAAUUCUAAAAGUGGUUUCAAUACAUAGAAUACAAAUUCAAACAAUCACACUAGCUUCUCAAAAAGUGCAGCUGAAACCAUUAAAUUAUAAGAAAAGUAAAUCAAGCACUUGAAAAUGAUGAACGAGUAUUAUGAAAUAUCUCUUAAGCAAAAGGAUUAAAUCUACAAAAUGUUAGUAUUAGAAAAUAUUAAGUUAAAGCAUCAAAUCCAAUAAUUAGAAUAGCAGAAUAACAAUAAAGGCAUAUCUACUUCAGAGUCACAUUUACUUUUUAAAAAACAAAAGGUUCUACUUAAUGAUCAUUCAUAGAAAUCUCCAAAGUAAAGCUUGAUUCAAUAGAUGCCAUCACAGAGCAAAGAAAUAGAAAACACAAACACUUCUUAGGCUUCUCAAGGUUUGAUUACUCUUGAUAAGUAAAGUUCUGAAGUAGCUGUAGAAUUUCCGGAAAAAGUUGAGCUUUACCAAAGAAGAUCUUCAAAAUAAAAAUUAACUUUUAUUUUUAAACCUCCUAGAGUAAGCAAUGAGCAAUAUAGCCAAGUUCCUUAUAAAAUGAAAAAUGGUUUGAUAUAAAAAAACUCUAACUCAACUGAACAAACUUCUAAUUUUGUAAAUGGUAAUAAGGAAAAAAGCUUCAAUGUCAGCAACUUCGGUAACAGUAAUAAUAGCAACAACAAUUAAGAAGACAAAAGUGAUAAAUAAUAGAAGGAAAAGACUCCACCAAAGAUUUAAAACUCAAAUUUAAAAAAUCAUAGUUUAUAAAAGACGAUUAACUUCAACGAUAAAGCUAUUAUAGUAAAAAGUCCGAUUUAGUCUUCUUCAAAAAAAAAGAAUUCUAAUAAAUUUUUCCCAAGCGAAGAAUAAAACUAGAAUUAUUUAGGUGUAAAAAAUAAGAGCAAUAAAGUUAUUACUAACUUAAGUGAAAGUUUCAGAAGAAUUUCUGAUUAUCCCUUGUAAGAUGAUAAUGAUAACUAAUCAUAGUAGUUCAAUUAAUCUUUCUUAAAUGAAACUCCUCAUGGUGUUAAUAGCAACAAAACAACCUUUGAUUAAUUUGAUGAUGCUGUAAAUGUUACUACAUCUAAUUUUUAACCAAAAAAAUCAGAAAUGAAGGCUAAUUUUGUUUCUCAUUCGACAGAUUUUGCCUUUAUUACUUAGCUCCUUGAACUGAAAUCAAAGCCAUAAGAUAAUUUGAAGAUUUAUAAUGAGAAUAAAUCAAUUUAAUACAUUAGAUAAAUGCUAAACGAUGAGAAAAAUUUAAAGAAAACAAUUCUCAAUUUAUCUAAAAACACUUUUGGUCAAUUUUACGACUGCUUACUUUAUACUUUGGAAUCUUCUGAUUUAUUCUUCCAUCUUACUAACAAACUAAAAAACUUAAUUAAUGCAAUUAUAAAGAUUCACCUUUCUGUUGAAAUAAAUGAAGCUUUUUCAAUCAUAGUGAAAGAAUGUUGCAAUGUUUUAGAAUGUGAUCGUGCUUCUGUUUUCUUAGUCAAUCCAUAAACUUCUGAACUUUGGACUAAAAUUGCUAAAGACUCAGGUGUAAUAAAAGUUCCAUUUGGUCAAGGUUUAGUAGGAUUUGUAGCUAAUACUAUGAAACCUCUAAAUAUUUUGGAUGCUCAUAAAGACAGUAGAUUUAAUCCAGAAAUAGAUAAAAAAAAUAAUUAUCUCACAAAAUCUGUUCUUUGUGUUCCUGUUAUAGACUCAGAUAAAGGGAAUUUAGUUGGAGUAAUGCAAGCCAUAAAUAAAAACGAUGGGUUUUUUACAAAAGAUGAUGAGGGAUGUCUUCAAAUAAUGGCUUAUCAUGCUAUGAAUGUUUUGCGUACUUCUAUUAGUAUUGAUUAAAAAUAGAAGAAUCAAAGCAUGAUUAAAAAUUUGCUUCAUCUUUCUAUCAAAUUAGGAAAUUGCAUUACUUUAGAAACACUUGUUUCUAAAUCGAGAAAUAUGAUUCAAAGCUAUUUGGAUGUAGGAGAAUUUAAAAUAUUCUUGGUAGAUAAAGAAAAAUCUAAACUUUUCACUAUAAACUAUUAAAAUGAAAGGGAAGAGUUUGAAUUAAGUUGUGGUUUGAUUGGCCAUUGCCUUUCACUAAAACAAGAUUUAACUAUUGAUAAUGCUUAUAAUCACACAAAUUUCAAUUAAUUAGUUGACAUAAAUACAAGUAUGCCUCUAUGCAUGUACAUAAUUUGGGAUAAUCCAAAGAAGAAAAAUUAAAUUCUGGGAGUUAUUCAAGUUAUAAAUUAAGGAGGUAUUCACAACAUUGGUUCUCCAAUUAAAAACACUGUUAAAUUUGAUACUCACCUUAAAUUAUUUUGCGAAAUAAUUGGAUCUUAAUUAAAAAAGUUUUUAAAACCUGAAAGCACUCAUUAUCACUCUUAACUUUCUUUAUAAUAAAACAAAAUAGAAACAUUUUAAUAAAUAUAAGAAUAAAGAGAAAUUUAACAACAAAUGAUAGUAUGAACUUAAUUUAGUAUAUUAGUUACAUACUUUUCUAACAUUAUUUUAUUUAAUAAUUAAUUUAUUCAGAGUUAAAUAAAUUCAUAUCAACUUUAUUUCAUUUGUUUGAAUUGUGA